This is a messenger RNA of Mastomys coucha (southern multimammate mouse), 1435 nucleotides long. RefSeq names its product tropomodulin 1 (gene Tmod1). Gene Ontology annotation, biological process: myofibril assembly; muscle contraction; pointed-end actin filament capping. Bases 157 to 1236 code for a protein of 359 amino acids. Gene Ontology annotation, cellular component: myofibril; striated muscle thin filament. Gene Ontology annotation, molecular function: tropomyosin binding. The transcript has 10 exons. The record is from RefSeq and is a predicted model, not a curated record. NCBI's taxonomy places the organism in Eukaryota, Metazoa, Chordata, Mammalia, Rodentia, Muridae.
GCCGAGCAGGGCCCGCCCCGGCUUCCCACCCGCGGCCGCCAGGGAACUCGCCCAGCCCCGCGUUCCGCUCGCUGCCGCCGCCCGCGCUCGCGCCGCCCCGCAUCCCGGUCACUAGUCAGCACAGAAGUUCAGGAGACAAAGACACAGCCGUGCACAAUGUCUUACAGACGAGAGCUGGAGAAAUAUCGAGAUCUGGAUGAGGAUGAAAUCCUGGGGGCCCUCACAGAGGAGGAGCUCAGGACCCUGGAAAAUGAGCUGGAUGAACUAGAUCCUGAUAAUGCACUGCUCCCUGCAGGCCUGAGGCAGAAGGAUCAGACCACCAAGGCACCCACAGGCCCCUUUAAAAGAGAGGAGCUUUUGGACCACUUGGAAAAGCAAGCGAAGGAGUUUAAGGACCGAGAAGACCUGGUUCCCUACACAGGGGAGAAACGAGGAAAGAUCUGGGUCCCCAAGCAGAAGCCAAUGGAUCCUGUGCUGGAGAGCGUGACACUGGAGCCGGAACUGGAGGAGGCCCUAGCAAAUGCCUCAGAUGCGGAGCUGUGUGACAUCGCAGCUAUCCUGGGCAUGCACACGCUCAUGAGCAACCAGCAGUACUAUCAAGCCUUGGGCAGCAGCUCCAUCGUGAACAAGGAGGGGCUCAACAGUGUGAUCAAACCCACACAAUACAAGCCUGUACCUGAUGAAGAGCCAAACUCAACAGACGUAGAGGAAACACUCGAGCGGAUAAAGAACAAUGACCCAGAACUUGAAGAGGUUAAUCUCAACAACAUCCGGAAUAUUCCCAUACCCACCCUCAAGGCGUAUGCAGAAGCCCUGAAAGAGAACUCCUACGUGAAGAAGUUCAGCAUCGUGGGGACUCGCAGCAAUGACCCUGUGGCAUUUGCUCUUGCUGAAAUGCUGAAAGUAAACAAGGUGUUGAAGACACUGAACGUGGAGUCCAACUUCAUCUCUGGAACUGGGAUCCUGCGCCUGGUGGAAGCUCUCCCCCACAACACUUCUCUAGUAGAACUGAAAAUCGAUAACCAGAGCCAACCUUUGGGCAACAAAGUGGAAAUGGAGAUCGUGAACAUGUUGGAGAAAAACACAACGCUCCUCAAAUUUGGCUACCACUUUACCCAACAGGGGCCCCGGCUGCGGGCAUCCAACGCCAUGAUGAGCAACAAUGACCUUGUGAGGAAGAGGAGGCUCGCAGACCUGACGGGGCCUAUUAUUCCCAAGUGCCGCAGCGGUGUCUAGUGUGCAAAGGGAAGCCCACGCCUAUGAACUGGACAUGUUCUACCAAUAAUGUGUGUUCCCCAAUGGAGACCAGGAGGCAAAUGCUGGCGUGGAACUCUUGUGGUUCAGUUCUUUGUGCACUAAGGUUUAGGUUAACUAGUGACUGUAGUUGGACCUUUUACAAAUAUGAUUAAUGUGAAGUUUUUCGUUAGUCACAGAA